Molecule: messenger RNA, 1692 nt
Organism: Drosophila pseudoobscura
Lineage: Eukaryota; Metazoa; Arthropoda; Insecta; Diptera; Drosophilidae
Product: RNA-binding motif protein, X-linked 2-like
Exons: 2
Coding region: 54-608 (184 amino acids)
Source: RefSeq, a predicted model, not a curated record
ACAGUAAGGUGCUACUCGUAUUCUAAAUAAAACAGGUCAAAACUAGAGUGAAAAUGUCGCAGCCCGAUAGCGUGGAGAGUAAGCAAGCUGCGCCCCAGGAAUGCAGAGAUUGCAGCGGUCAACAGCCACCUGCCACAUCCGUAGAGGUGGAGGACAUGGGUACUCCUGCGCUGGAGAAGCUCAUACGCAAGGCUAACAUAGCCCAGAAAAUGCUGCAGGAUGUGCUGAAGCAACUGGAGAAGCAACAAGUUACUCCGGAAUCUCGACGGGAUGGAAAGCAUAGGAGGGAGCACCGAGUGUCGAAGCACCGACAUUCUGCUGGAGGUAAACGACACAAGGGUCAUGAUCCUGCCACUCUUUCGUUUUCCAGCUCCAACAGCGAUGGCAGUGUGAGCGACUGCGAGCUGAUUGCUGUAUCGGAGGAGAGGACUUCCAGACGGCGACACAUUCGUGACGAUCGCAAGCGGGAUCGUUCCCGCUCUCGUGGUCGCUCCCGUGGUCACUCUCGUGGCCGAUCCCAUGGCCGUUCUCGUUCCAGGUCCUACACAAAUCCCCGACGACCCACUGCCUUGCCUUUGGCAUUGCCCGUUCGGAUUUCAGCGGACUAGUGGUAUAUGCAAGGGCAGACCUUAUGCGAUGAUAAUAAGUGUGGCAUAUUUUCAUUGGCAUCACGAAGCGUAAUUGGCUCAAAAGAACCAUAGAGUCAACUGUUACGCUGAUCGACUGCUCAUAAUGUUUGCGAUCCACCAGCUUGUCUGUAGGACAAGGCUCAUGGCUCUGGCAGCCGACCUCACGGGCGCGGACAGCGGCAGCGCACUGCCUGGGUCCAGAUAUCCAAGCACCUCUGUGUUAAUGCUCCCCGCCGGUGUCUUUUCUUGUCCAACUUCACCUGCCCGGUCAGCACUUUGUUAAUGUCAUGCUUCGCCAACGCUCGUCCCCAUCACUCCGGCGGAAAGCUCGUUCGUGGCCAUCUGCAUCAGUUGAAGAUUUGUCUGAUUGGACGGCAACUUCUGGCUGUCCACAAGGAAAAUAGAGCAUUAAGUACAGCAUUUUCCGAUAGCCAGGACGCAACUUAAGGACACAAUGAAGCUACUGGGAAGCCGGGUGAUAAGAAUGGGUUGGUCCUUCUCGACGGUGACAACCAUUACCUAUAUUAUGGUUGUGGGCGACUGUACAUUGGUGCAUUUGCCUGGAAAUUUAGCUAUGCUGCUUCCAGACGUCAUUGGCGAUGAUUAAGCACUUCCGUGCGGUCUCGUAGUUGAGUUGUUCCCGUACUCGGGAUUUUCCCAUUUUAGCACUCGGAUGUGACUUUGUUCCUCGUAUAAGCUGGGGAUGAUGUCAUAAGCUGGUGGUCUAAGUAGCCUGAGCGGUUCUCGCAGGUCCCAGAAGUUUCCUCCACAUGGGCGGAAAACUUUUGCUGAACUCACGCGCGGUACAAGUGAGGGGAGCCAAUCUAUUAUUGGUCGCCCCUGCCACUGCAGACGGAAAUGGGUUGCACAUUGCAGGAAUCAUGUAUUAUACUAUUUUACACCAACGAUUUGGGGGCUAUGAACGAUUGGGGUUCAAUGGUUUAAAAAAUUACAUUGUGUGACGAAAUGAUAACUAUUGAAUUAUACAAAAAUUAGGUUGCAGGCCUGGAUGAGUAGAUCACAUCCUCGUACUUAUAAUUUAUAAAACACCCCCAACAGCUUU